Messenger RNA from Meloidogyne enterolobii, 1544 nucleotides. NCBI's taxonomy places the organism in Eukaryota, Metazoa, Nematoda, Chromadorea, Rhabditida, Meloidogynidae. The record is from the annotation of a GenBank genome assembly.
AUGUAUUUUAAACCUUUUUGUUUCUUCUCUUUUUCAUUGUUGAACAGUUUUCUGCUUUGUUAUUCCACAAAAAUCCCAACUAGCGUUAUUGAAUUAAAUGACAGGUUUUUGGAUGUUAUGGACAAAGGAUUGUGGUUUGUGGAGUUUUAUGCUCCAUGGUGUGCUCAUUGUAAACAGUUAAUGCCAGUUUGGGAACUUGUAGGGCACGCUUUAGCAGAUAAACAAUCUCCUGUGCGUGUUGGAAAAGUGGAUUGUACAAGGUUUAAUAAUGUUGCCUCUACUCUUUCAAUUCGUGGUUAUCCUACAAUUAUUUUUUUUCGCAACGGCAUUCAAAUCCCUUAUGAAGGCGAACGUCGAAAAGAAGACAUUAUAAAAUUUGCCGAAAAAUGUUCUGGUCCAGUAGUUGAUAAAAUAGAAACAAAGGCUCAAUUUGAAGAGUUGCAAAAAUCUGCGGAUAAAGAGCCUUUUUUCGUCUUUGUCGAUGAUUCGACAAAACAAAAAACUUCUCUUGAAAUGAAAAUGUGGUUGGAAUAUGAGAAUGUUGCGGACAUGUUAUUUACUGAAACGAGAUUUUUUAGGGCGAAUGAGAGAGAAAUAAUUCCGGAAGAAAUUAUUGGGGACAAGGAGGAAGUGGUUUUGAUUGGGCUUAAAGAGAGUGAUUAUUGGGUUAAUUUUGGAUUGAAGGAGUUUGAAAAAGGUCAAUCAAUUUCUGAAUGGAUAAGACGUGAAAGAUGGCCCCCAAUGUUACAAUUAUCUGCUUCAAAUUUACAUUCAGUAGCUGAUUCAAAUAGUGAAAAGAAAUUGGUUUUGAUUUCUAUUGAACCUUUUGACCGGUUAAAUUUGAGUACUCCUUCUGGAAGUUUUUAUGACUUGGCAAAGAAAACAGCCAACAAUUUGAGAACAAAUCCAGAAUUAAAUUCGCAUUUCCAAUUUGGGUGGUUGGAAGGAGGACAAAUUGCUAAUGGAAUUGUGAUGGGGUCUUUAACUAUUCCAAGUUUGGUUGUUUUCAACUUCUCAAGUUACGAAUUCUUUCUUAGCGAUGAUUCUAAUGAACAAAUGACUGUCCACUCUUUACUUUUAUUUUUGCAAAGAAUUAAGGAAGGUCAUGUUAAAGCGCAAGGAGGGCGUGCUUGGAUAACUCGAAUUAAACGAAUGUUUUACGACGUUACUACCAAUCUACUCGAUAUGUUCAAACAUCAACCAAUUUUGACUGUUUGUCUAUUUGGCGUUCCUUUAGCAUUUUUCUCAAUUAUAACUUAUUCAAUUUGUUCUGCCGAUUUUUCUGUUGAUAGAGAUGAAGUAUAUCCAGAUGAUGAAGAAUUGGAUGAAGAGGAGGAAGAAGAUGAAAUGAAUGGGGAAGGGCCUAGUUCUAGUACAAAUACCUCUGCAAUUGAAGGUUUUUUUGAAAAUUUAAUUAAUAAACCCGGAGAGGGUUCGAACCUGUGACCCUGAAAGAUAAAAGUUAAAAAUUAUGCCACUUAACCAUGGAGACGAAAUUGGGUAGUAGGGCCUUUCCAGUGUGUAUUGCGUAAAUCUACAAUAUU